CACUCUCUCACCGUUUAACACUGUCCUGUUAGUUCACUAUCUAUCUGUCUCUGAAGUGUUCAUAUAUAGAGCUGUUAUCUGAGAAUGCUUCACAUGUGUGUGUUGUUCUGUGUGUCCCGUCUGGCCGGUGUGUUUGGUGAUUCAGUGUCAGUGAUGGAGGGAGAUUCUGUUACUCUAAACACUGAUGUUACUGAAAUACCUGAAGACGACGAGAUACUGUGGAAAUAUGGAGCUGAAAACACUCUGAUAGCCAAAAUCAACAAAGAGAACCGAAUCUUCUCCACAUCUGAUGAUGUUCCUGAUGGGAGAUUCAGAGACAGACUGAAACUGGACGAUCAAACUGGAUCUCUGACCAUCACACACACCACAACUGAACAUACUGGAGUUUAUAGACUAGAGAUAAGGGGAGCGAAACUGACAUCAAAAACAUUCAAUGUGUUUGUCUAUGCUCGUCUGCCUGUUCCUGUCAUCAUCAGUGACUCUUCAAACUGUUCAUCUUCAUCAUCAUCAUGUUCAUUGGUGUGUUCAUCAGUGUUGAGUGUGUGUGAUGCGACUCUCUCCUGGUACGCAAGAAUGAGUGUAUUGUCCAGCAUCAGUGUGUGUGAUCUCAGCAUCAGUCUCUCUCUACCUCUGGAGGUGGAAUAUCAGGAUAAAAACACCUACAGCUGUGUGCUGAACAAUCCCAUCAGCAACCAGACCACACAUCUGGACAUCAACACACUCUGUCACACAUGUGCAGAAGGCCACGCCCCCUGUUGUGAUUCUGUUGAAGCUGUGCUGCGAUUGGUCGUCACUGCGCUGAUGGGCGUGGCUUCUGCGGCUGCUGUUGUUCUUCUGGUCAAUGACGUCAGAUCUACAAGAGGAUAACAGGAGAACAGAACAGAUGUCAUACAUAUUGUGGCAUAUAGGCAUAUUGCCG
Messenger RNA from Rhinichthys klamathensis goyatoka, 919 nucleotides. Its product is annotated as SLAM family member 5-like. The transcript is spliced from 4 exons. NCBI's taxonomy places the organism in Eukaryota, Metazoa, Chordata, Actinopteri, Cypriniformes, Leuciscidae. The record is from RefSeq and is a predicted model, not a curated record. Bases 85 to 867 code for a protein of 260 amino acids.